This is a messenger RNA of Leptosia nina, 1329 nucleotides long. NCBI's taxonomy places the organism in Eukaryota, Metazoa, Arthropoda, Insecta, Lepidoptera, Pieridae. The record is from the annotation of a GenBank genome assembly.
AUGGCACCGAACACAGAACGCCAGGUCAGCUUUCCAAAUCUGCCGUACCCCCAUUUGCGGGAUGACCUACCGAAAACCGCGCACCAAUGGAUCGAUGGUAAACGGGAGCAGGAUGGCGCUGAAGGCCUCUGGAGAAUCCAUGAUGGUUUAUACGAUUUCACAGACUUCGUCCAAUCACAUCCCGGGGGCGCACAAUGGCUUGAAUGCACUAAGGGCACUGACAUAACAGAGCAAUUCAUAACACAUCACUUAAGCGGGAACGCCGAACCAAUCAUUCCGAAAUAUUUCGUUCGAAAAACGAAGCAGCCGAGAAAUUCGCCCUUUACGUUCGCAGACGACGGCUUUUAUUCAACGCUCAAAUCAAAGAUAGCUGAAAAACGAAAGGAAAUACCGAAGGACGUGAGAAAGAAGAGCGAUUUGAUCACCGACGUGUUACUAGUGCUAUUCCUAAUUGGAAGCCCUUUAACUUGUUGGGUUUGGACGCAGAAUCUCCUACUGGGACUUGCGUCUACUGUCGCGGUCAGCUACCUCCUAACCUGCCUUACUAUCUGCGGACACAAUUAUUUCCAUAGAACCGACAGCUGGAGGAUGUAUGUUUUUAAUAUAUGUGGAUUCUCUUAUUCGGAGUGGCGGGUGACACACGCAAUGUCACACCAUUUACAUACAAACACGGCUCAAGACAUUGAACUGGGAUUAUUAGAGCCGUUCCUUCAGUUCCUGCCGAAUCCCAAUAAACCAAUUUUGGUGCAAAUGGCUGCUUUUUACUAUCCCGUUAUUUACGCGUUCGUUAUCUUGGGAUGUUUGAUAAAGGACGUGGCAGUUAGUUUAGCGGGAUAUCGUGGGAAAAAACUGACAUGGACUAAUGUCAUCCCAUUUGCUGUACCGGUAUGGAUGUGGCUGGCCAGCGGAUCAUACUUUCCAUGGGUGAUAAGCGUAUGGCUCCUGAUGAUUAUAUUAAGUAGUGAAUUCUUCAUGAUCUUCGGGUUGACAGCUGGUCAUCAUUCUCACACGAACUUCUUCGAAGGAGAUAUACCUCGAUCAGACAAAAUCGACUGGGGCAUUCACCAGAUAGAUACGAUAGUGGAAAACAUCGACAACGCCGGAAACCACUUCAAGUCGAUAACAAGAUUCGGUGAUCACGCCCUCCACCACCUCUUCCCAACUUUGGACCACGCUGAGCUGAAGUACUUUUAUCCAACACUAUUGGAGCAUUGCGAAAAAUACGAGACCCAACUCCGCAUGACGAAUUUCUAUAACGCUCUAUUGAGUCAAAGUAAGCAACUCAUUCGCAAACGACCCAACAAUUUCAGGGAAAAGACAGCAAAGUAA